GGACAGGAAGUAAUUGAAGUGCCGGAAGAAUCACUGAGACACAGAGAAGAUGAAGCUUUCUGAAUAUUUUGCACGAAUUGGCUACACAGGACCUUGCAACAAAGCUGACCUGGAGACACUAGGCAGAAUAGUUGAAAACCAUCUCACAUCUAUUCCCUAUGAAAAUCUCAGUCCACACUGUGGAGAAACAAUUGAGGUCAAUGUGGAAGCAAUCUUUGAUAAAGUGGUGAGGAAGCAUCGAGGUGGCUGCUGUGUGGAACAUAAUGGCUUAUUCUGGUGGGUACUAAAGGAGAUGGGGUACAAAGUGAUGUUUAUAGCUGCAAGAUUGUACAAACCAGCAAAGGAUUGUUACGAAUCCUACCCAUCUCAUUGUAUCCUCAUAGUCACCAUUGAUUCUAAGAGUUAUGUUGUUGACGUGGGCUUUGUAUCAUCCUACCAACCACGACAACCACUGGAGCUGGUAUCAGGCAAAGAACAGUCUCAGCUUCCGGGCACAUACCGCCUGACUGAAGACAACAAUAUCUGGUACAUGGAUAAAGCUGUAAGGAAACUUCACAUUGAAGGUCAAAGCAACAACAGUGAGUCUCUGCAGAACCAUCCUGCCUACCAAAAACUGUUUUGUUUUGCCCUUAAGCCUUGUAAAAUUGAGGAUUUUCAGGACAAAUUAACCUAUUUAAUAACAACUCCUGGGGCCAUGUUUAAAGAAUUAUCCUAUGUUUGUUAUCAAACCCAGAAUGGCAUUAAAAUUCUGAAGGGUACAACCUACAUUGAAAGGAUCUUUAAUGGGAAAGAUGGAACAGAUGUGAGAACCUCCAAAACGCUGACUGAAGAAGAAUUACAACAUGUACUCAAGGAGACAUUCAACUUGAUGUUGGACAAGAAGAUAAUGCAUGUGAAUAACUUCACUCAUUUCCUGAUUGAAUAACAUCAAUUCACCAUAUAAUAAUAUCCAGCAUCAUAUUUCCUCUUCUGAAAGUUAAUGCAUUAUGGGGGUUGGGAUCCUGUCAGUUUUAUAUCACGAAUUUCA
Messenger RNA from Rhincodon typus (whale shark), 1027 nucleotides. Its product is annotated as arylamine N-acetyltransferase 2-like. NCBI's taxonomy places the organism in Eukaryota, Metazoa, Chordata, Chondrichthyes, Orectolobiformes, Rhincodontidae. The record is from RefSeq and is a predicted model, not a curated record. The coding region runs from base 50 to 925 and encodes 291 amino acids. The transcript has 2 exons. Gene Ontology annotation, molecular function: acetyltransferase activity.